GUCUAUGUAGUAUGAAGACCUCCUCCAUCUGUCAUCUUCUGACGCCUGCAUACGCGAUUAUUUAUUCGCCAUCUUUUGUGUUUUUUAUGUUUUAGUAUUUUUUUAAGAUAAUCAGAUGCUUAAAUAUACAUAUAUACUUUUUUGUGUCAGGGUAGGAGUUUACUUAUAUUUUUUGAUCACUCUGAUAGUUUAUUAUUAACCACUCAACGAAGUACUGCAACUUAUUAAAUUGAUGUUUAGUUAUUUGUUUUGUGUUGUGAAUACGAUAGAAUUUAAGAAACUAUUAAGAAGAAAAUAGCGGUAACGAACGUAAACCGCGACGUAUUUAAGUGUUAAAUAUAAACAACGCGUAAUGCAUCUUUAUGCAUAGAGGAUCUUCGUCAGAGACGGGCUCCGGAGGAAACCAAGAUGGAGUAGGUGUGUCUCUGCCGCCUCGACAGGCGCUCUCAGGUUCUUCCAGGAAGUGGCCGUUUUCUGUGGCAGGUGGAGGUUCGCGGACGCUUCCCGCCGGCGCGGGGGAGAAGAGCCGCCAUGUCUGACACCUGGGACAGAUCCACAAAGAUCUCCUCUUUGAAGGAAACCGUUCUGAGGAAACUUUGUGAAGUUCUGGACAAAUCGAGCAUCAGAGGAUGGAGGAAGCUCGGAGAGAUCGUCAACAACGACAGACGCUUCGAAGUCAGCUCCGACCACAUGGAGAUGUGCUCCCUGCGGGUCCUGGAGGUGGGGGGCAGCCCCAGCCUGAUGCUGCUGAGGCUGAUGGGAGAUCGAGGCUGCACCGUGGCUCACCUGAGCGACUACCUGCAGACUUUAGGGAAUAUGGAAGCCCUGCAGUGUCUGAAACCACAAGACCUGCAGAUCCUCCUCCAGCCUCACUCCGUGGCUCUGCUGUGCGGACAUAACCUGCGUCUCAGCUGCCUGGCGGUGGGGAAGUCCACCGUGCAGUACCAGUGGUUCAAGUCCAGGGAGGAGGUUCCCGGCGGAAACUCUCCUGACCUGCUGAUAAGCUCCGCCCAGCUGAAGGACGCCGGCUUCUACAUCUGCAGGGUCAACAGCGAGGACGCCUGUGAAUUCAGCCAGUGGGCUCAGGUGGACGUCCUGAAUGUGGGCGUGUCUUAUGGACAGACCUACCACUCCCUGGACGGCCGCUUGAAGCUGGCGAUCCAGCCGCAGUCGCAGCGGCUUCACGCCGGGGAGAGCUUGCAGUUGGAGUGCGGCGCCGUGGGGCGACCCAUCCCCCGAUACCAGUGGCACCGGAACAGCGUCCCGCUCCCGAACGCCACAAAGAGAAAGCUCUCGAUCCCUGACGUGGCGCCGGAUCACGCCGGCAGGUACCGCUGUGAGAUCAGCAGCAGCAGCGAGAGGAUGUGGACCAACGAGGUGGACGUCUCCAUAACGCCGAGGAUUUGGGUGAAGGUUUCAGAGCCGGAGGAGGUCUCUGAAGCUGCGGGUGAAUACUUCCUGAACAGUCUUCCAGAGAAACUUUACGCAACCGACAAAGUGGCGCUGCUGAUCGGCAACCUGUCGUACCAGAACCACCCGCAGCUCAAAGCCCCCAUGGUGGACGUGUACGAGCUCACCAACCUCCUCCGCCAGCUCAACUUCAAGGUGGUCUCGCUGCUGGACCUCACCGAGUCGGAGAUGAGGAACGCCGUGGACGAGUUCCUGCUGCUGCUUCAUAAAGGAGUUUACGGUCUGCUGUACUACGCCGGCCACGGCUAUGAGAACUACGGGAACAGUUUCAUGGUGCCGGUGGACGCUCCGAACCCGUACCACUCGGCCAACUGUCUGUGCGUGCAGAGCAUCCUCAAGCUGAUGCAGGAGAAGGAGACGGGCCUGAACGUGUUCCUGCUGGACAUGUGCAGGAAGAGGAAUUUUCACGAUGACAGCACUCCAAACAUCGUCCUGAGAGUGACGGCCAACAUCGUGUUUGGAUACGCCACAUGUCAGGAUGCAGAGGCCUUCGAGCUGAGCUCCACCAGCUUCAUCAACGGAGUGUUCGUCAAGUUCCUGAAGAAACGUCUGCUGGACGAUGAGAAGAUCACCGUGGUGCUGGACCGAGUGGCCGAGGACAUGGGUCAGUUUGAUGCCACCAAAGGAAAGCAGGCUCUGGAGAUCCGCAGCAGCCUGUCGGAGAGGAGAGCCCUGACCGACCCCAUCGUGCCGGGAGACAGCCACAGCCUGGCUCACGUUCACAGCCGGCAGUGGGCCAAAGCUCACGAACUUCCUGAGAGCAUGUGUCUCAGCUUCGACUGCGGGGUUCAGAUCAAGUUGGGCUUCGCCGCCGAGUUCUCCAACGUUCUGGUCAUCUACACUCACAUCAUCAAGAAGCCCGUCGACAUGACCUUCUGCCAGGCCCACGUCACCGACUUCUCGCAGGAUCUGGACGUGGAUCCUAAAGAGAUGAACAGAGAGACUCCAGAGGAGACGGGGAUCUACCUGCUGUCCAGCAGCCUGCCGCAGCACUGCCUCUACACCAGACUCAGCUCCCUGCAGAAGCUGAGGGAGGAGCUGGUCUUCACCGUCUGCCUUCAGGGCACGUUUGCCGCCAUGGCUGAAGACCCCCCCAUCCACUGGACCAGGAGCGUCAACAUCGGAAAGCCUCUGAUCGCGCGGCUCGACCUCCACCGGCCGGUGCGCCGGAACAGCUGCCUGCAGACGUGCCUGAUGCCCCACAGCCCCUGCCACAGCCCGGGGCCCGAGCACCACGCCCACCUCUACCACGGCCUCCAGGCGCCGGACUACAGCCGGCUCUUCCUGGACGUGGCGGAGCACGCGGCGGGGGCCUGCGGGGGGACCUUCAGCGACAGCGUGAACCCGUGCGGGCUCUCCAGCUCGCCCGGCAGGUUCAGCAUCCCCAUCGAAGCCAGCGACGACAUCGACGAGGUGCAGACGGUCUUCAUCAACAGCCUGCAGCUGCAGCCGCAGUAGAGCGCAUGGCGGCGGACGGACGCUUCUAGAGGCGUCAUUCACUGACAGAAACACUCUUUGUAUCCAAAAUGAGAUUUUAUACCUUUAUUUUGACUCAUAUUAAAAGAAUAUAACUUAUUUAUAAACA
Messenger RNA from Oryzias melastigma (Indian medaka), 3055 nucleotides. RefSeq names its product MALT paracaspase 1 (gene malt1). Bases 532 to 2928 code for a protein of 798 amino acids. Gene Ontology annotation, biological process: proteolysis. Gene Ontology annotation, molecular function: cysteine-type endopeptidase activity. The record is from RefSeq and is a predicted model, not a curated record. NCBI's taxonomy places the organism in Eukaryota, Metazoa, Chordata, Actinopteri, Beloniformes, Adrianichthyidae. The transcript has 16 exons.